Sander lucioperca (pikeperch) is the source of this 666-nucleotide messenger RNA. RefSeq lists its product as uncharacterized. The transcript is spliced from 10 exons. The record is from RefSeq and is a predicted model, not a curated record. Bases 61 to 615 code for a protein of 184 amino acids. NCBI's taxonomy places the organism in Eukaryota, Metazoa, Chordata, Actinopteri, Perciformes, Percidae.
CAGAAGUUUCCUGCAGAGUUGCACCUUUCGAACGGAUCCAGGGCCCAAUCAGAACGCAUCAUGCUCACCAGGAACGUUGUUCUUCUGUUCUCGCUGUUCGUCCUGCUGGUGACGGGAGACCUCGACUCCAACGAUGCUGGAAUACAAGCCAUGUCAACAGAUAAAGACUCCACGUCUGAUGAAGCCCCCACAGAGAGUAUGAACGCAGUCUCUCCUGAUCAGCCCGAUGAGUUCCAGUAUUACGGAGGAGGACCUGCAGAUACGAGCAGCUCCAGUUCAGAGACUGCAGACGCUCAAGCAGCCAAUCAGGUGGCAGCAACCGAACCUGUAGCUGCUGCAAAGAGUGAAGAGGAAGAAGAUGAAGAUGAGACCCCCGACUCUGAAGAAGAAGGGAAGAAGAAGUUCAACUCUCGCUCCGCCAAACCUCAGAGCCCCGCCCUCCCCCAGCAAAGCCCCGCCCUCCCGCAGCUAAGCGCUGGCCACAUUAUAAUAAGCCCCGCCCAUCUCCCCGAGAGCCCCGCCCUCCCCCCUCAGCCAAUCAUUCCUCAGCCCAAAGCUCUGGUGAGAAACCGGAUGUCCAAGAGACGAUCCCGAACCAACCGCCGCCAGAUAUAAGCAUAAACAGUUAGACUCACGGAGACACAAACAUAUAUAUAUAUAUAUAUA